UUCCAGCACUCGAGAUUUUUCUACAUUUAUUUUUGAAAAGCAAACUAAAUUCAGUUCUCUUUUAUGUGUUUUUUUUUUAAUUUCCCAAAUUUAUUAACCUCAUUUUUGUUCUAUUUUCCAAUUCUUUUACCUCUCAAUACCAUUUCCGAAGUGCUUAAAAAACUCCAUGCAUAUAGGUUAGGUUAAUUUCUCCUGGGUUCUCUUCUCUCCAAUUUCCAGAGAAAAAGAAAGAAAUAUGGGUCACUCCAGCUUCCAAGAUGAGGAUGAUGAUGAAGACGAAUACGAGGAGGAAGGUAGUGGGGGUAAUCGGCUUCUGGGUUUUAUGUUUGGGAAUGUCGAUAAUUCUGGUGAUCUUGAUGCCGAUUAUCUUGAUGAGGAUGCAAAGGAGCAUCUUGCUGCGGUAGCGGACAAGCUGGGUCCAUCUCUUACGGAUAUAGAUCUGUCAGAAAAAUCACCACACACUCCUGCUGAUGCUGCUGACCAAGAUUAUGAUGAGAAGGCUGAAAAUGCCAUUGACUAUGAAGAUUUUGAUGAGGAGUAUGAUGGUCCGGAGAUUGAAGCUGCUACUGAGGAGGACCAUUUACUUCCCAAAAAGGAAUAUUUUACUGCUGAUGUUUCUUCUGCUUUGGAGCCUAAAUCCUCUGUAUUUGAUGAUGAAAACUAUGAUGAGGAUGAGGAAAGUGAAAAGGAACAAGAGGUGGUAGGUGGGCAGGAAGAGCAUACAGUAGCAUUUGAAGUAGAAAAAUCUCCUGAGGAUGAUGUACAGUGUGGCUCUUCAGAUAGUGAAAAACAAGCAGAUGGUUCUGAAGAUUUUCAGGAAAUAGCUGGUGUUCUGGAGGAGCCAUUAGAUGGUAAAGGUUCCACUCCUCUGCCUGUUUUAUGUGUUGAAGAUGGUAUGGUAAUCUUACGGUUUUCAGAAAUAUUUGGUAUUCAUGAACCCUUGAAGAAAGCAGAUAAAAGAGAGCAUGGCUAUUUCACUCAUAGAGAGAAAUACAAAUCUAUGGAUGCAUCUGAUCUUGUAGAAGAGGAUGAAGAGGUAUUUCUAAAGGGCACUGGUCAAGGUUUUUCAUUCAUUGGAUGGGAAAAUGCCAUCCAACAAGAUAUGCCUGAAUUUACUGAUGAACCUCUUGUGCAAGGAGGCUUGUCAAUGUCUGCACACAAUGAAGAACACAUUAAGGAUUCUUAUUCUAGUCCAGAACCAAUGAAAGAGGACAUAGUAGUAAAUAUUUCUACUGGAUGGCAGUCACCUUCAAGUCCGAGGUUUUUUGCCCUUGACCAGCAGGACUGGGAAGAACAAAUUCUUUGGGACAAUUCUCCUGCAAUAAGUGGCGAUUCUUUGGAGAGUCCUGAAAUCUCUGUCUCUGAGUUGGAAGCUUCAGUUGCUAGAGAGACCAUUCCACAGACGGCGCAAAAUGUACUGUCUGAGCAUUCUACAAAACCCUAUGAGAAGGACCAUGACAGCAGCCUUUGUAGUUCCUCUGUUUUCUUGGAACCGUUUGGCUUAAGAAAUUCUUCAGGAUCUAUGGACCUUUCCUUCUUGGACAGAUUCCAUCCCCAACUCUUAAGGUUGGAAUCUCCGUUGGGAGUAGAUUCUUCAAAUGAUGGUGAUCAUAAAAGAGAAUAUGUUACCAUAGAGCCAGAUAAAAGUGAUGUUGUGAGGUGUUUUAACCAACUUACAUUGCAAAAUAAAGAUAUGAUGGAAGGGUCAUGGUUAGACAAUAUUAUAUGGGAACCACAUAGUGUGAUUGCAAAACCUAAGUUAAUUCUUGAUCUUCAAGAUAAGCAGAUGCUUUUUGAAAUUUUUGAUAACAAGGAAAGUAAACAUCUUCAGCUCCAUGCAGGGGCUAUGAUCAUUACUCGACCUGUAAAGCCAAGCAGUCUUGGUUCUUCCGAGGUGUCAGGUCAUAAAUAUCACCCUGGUUGGCAAUUCAAUAUUGCUAAUGACAAGUUCUAUGUGAACCGUAAAGUUUCUCAGCAGUUACAAUCAAAUUCUAAUAAACGCAUGGCUCAUGGUGUCAGAGUUCAUCAUUCAGCACCUGCACUUAAGCUUCAAACAAUGAAGUUGAAGUUGAGCAAUAAAGAUGUAGCAAAUUUUCACCGUCCAAGAGCUAUAUGGUAUCCACAUGAUAUUGAGGUGGGUGUCAGGCAACAAGGGAGGCUGCCAACACAAGGACCCAUGAAAAUUAUAUUGAAGAGCUUGGGAGGCAAAGGAAGCAAACUACAUGUUGAUGCUGAGGAAACUGUCUCUUCUGUUAAAGCAAAGGCUUCUAAGAAGCUAGAUUUCAAGCCAUCAGAAUCAGUAAAAAUAUUUUAUCUUGGGAAGGAGCUUGAAGAUGAUAAGUCUCUUGCUGCUCAAAAUGUUCAACCAAAUUCUCUGCUUCAUCUUAUUCGCACAAGAAUACAUCUAUUGCCAAGGGCACAAAAACUUCCAAGAGAAAAUAAGUCUUUACGGCCUCCUGGGGCAUUUAAGAAGAAAUCUGAUCUUUCUGUGAGAGAUGGUCACAUUUUUCUAAUGGAGUAUUGUGAGGAGAGGCCUUUACUUUUGAGCAAUCCAGGGAUGGGUGCAAACCUGUGCACUUACUAUCGAAAAGCAUCUUCAGGUGAUCAAACUGGUGGAUUGUUACGCAAUGGAAAUCAAACGUUGGGAAAUGUUCUGCUUUUAGAGCCAGCUGAUAAAUCACCUUUCCUUGGAGAUAUUAAAGCCGGCUGUAGUCAGUCAUCUCUUGAAACAAACAUGUACAAGGCUCCCAUAGUUUCUCACAAGGUGCCAUCAACAGACUUCCUAUUGGUUAGAUCAGCGAAGGGAAAGCUUUCCAUACGACGUAUUGAUAAGAUUGCUGUUGUCGGACAACAGGAGCCUCUCAUGGAGGUAAUUUCUCCUGGAUUGAAGAAUCUUCAGACAUAUCUCAUGAAUAGGAUGUUGGUUUAUGUGUAUCGGGAGUUUUCUGCGGCUGCCAAGCGUGGUUUGACUCCAUUCAUUGGUACAGAUGAGUUGGUUACUCAUUUUCCUAACCUUUCAGAUGCAAUUGUCAGGAAAAAGCUGAAGGAAUGUGCUUAUUUGCGGAGGGAUAAAAGUGGACGGCAGAUUUGGUCCAUGAAGCCUGAUUUCCAUAUUCCACCCGAAGGUGUUCUGAGAAAGUUGGUCUUUCCGGAGCAUGUGUGUGCCUAUGAAAGCAUGCAAGCUGGUCUGUACCGGCUCAAACAUUUAGGAAUCACACGACUAACACAUCCUACCACUAUUUCAUCUGCAAUGAGUCAACUCCCUGACGAAGCUAUUGCUCUGGCUGCUGCAUCACACAUUGAAAGGGAGCUUCAGAUAACUCCAUGGAAUCUCAGUAGCAAUUUUGUUGCAUGUACAAGCCAGGACAGAGAAAGUAUUGAGCGCCUGGAAAUAACUGGUGUCGGUGAUCCUUCUGGUCGAGGCUUAGGAUUUAGCUACGUUCGUACUGCUCCUAAGGCUCCAAUGUCAAAUGCUGUGAUGAAGAAGAAAGCAGCUGCUGGUCGUGGAGGUUCUAGUGUAACUGGGACAGAUGCUGACCUUCGUAGAUUAAGCAUGGAGGCAGCACGAGAGGUGCGUUUCUCUUGUAAAAAUUUUCCUAUUGAACUACUCUUCUUGUUAGAUGAUGAUGAGCAAAAGAAGAAAAAGAAGAAGAAAAACAAAGCUGUUGCAGAAGAUGUUGGGUUGACUUUUGGCUUACAAUCACGUAUCAGCAUUGAGAAUGUACAACGUAUUAAGAAAGCAAGCACGGUUUCCAAGCAAAUUGUUGGUGCUACUCAACCUAAUGGGUCAUAUUCUACGAACGAAAACAUUGUUAAGGAUUCAAAGGAUAUUGAAAGUAGAAUGUUUAAAGGAAACUUGUCUGGAAAGGUGAAAGGAAUGAAAAAGAAUGGUAUGUCAAGCACAGGUCCACUAACAAAAGUCAAAAUAUUGGGAGACAAUGUUAAGGUAAGUGAGCUCUUCUCUUCUCUCUCUCUCUCUCUCUCUCUGUCUCUUGAUGGAAAGACAAAAAGUUCUUCCAACAUUUCAUCUUCUUAUGCUUAUGUUGGUCAAAUAUUAGAGAUACGGAUUCAUGAAGUUCCUGCUUUAUGUAUUCUUCAACUGAUUUCCCUGCAGGUUGGUUUGUCCAAUGUCUUAGAGCAGAUUGUAGAAACACUUAGAGAUAAUACCGAGUUGUCCUAUCUGUUUCUAAAGCCAGUGUCCAAGAAGGAGGCUCCUGACUACCUGGAUAUCAUAAAGCGCCCAAUGGAUUUGUCCACCAUAAGGGACAAGGUUAGGAGGAUGGAAUACAAAGAUCGAGAGGAAUUUAGACAUGAUGUGUGGCAGAUUGCCUAUAAUGCUCAUAUCUACAAUGAUGGUCGCAAUCCAGGUAUUCCUCCUCUUGCUGAUCAGCUUUUGGAGCUUUGUGACUACUUGAUGGAUGAGUAUCAACAGAGCUUGUGUGAAGCUGAAGCUGGAAUAGAAGCUAGGGAUACUUAAUUAGCUGACAGAUUACAAUUAUUUAUUUAUCUGAAAGCCACAAUUACCUUGAGCAGCUUCUUCUCUAGGUUUGGGGGAUUUCCAGGGUUUGAUCUGAUUAGGGGAUCUCUUUGAAAAAGAACUACAGUGGCUUGCCUGUUCUUUCUGUAUAUGGUAAUAGAGCUCUGUGUAUAUAUAUAUUCAAAAGCACAAGUACUUUUGAGUCCGUUCGGGCAUCAAAAGAAACUAGGUCAAGUAGGAUUGUUGUGGCUGAAAGAGAUGGUGAUAAGCUAGGUGAGUGUAGCCGGUAAAUGAUGGUUUGAAUUACGUGGUAAAGCUUGUAGACCAUAUCCCCGUUGAGAGCAUAGGCCAUCUGGGAGUAAUUCUUUAGUACAUUCCCUCAAAAUCGAAGAUCCCAAGGCGAUGAACCAGACGAGCUUCAUCCUGACAUUAUGUUGGCCAAGGGAAGAAGCAUUCCCUUAAAAAUAAAGAUCUGAGGCAAUCCUUCUGACGAGCUUUAUCUUGGCAUUACCGAAGCUGGUGUAUGCAAAGUAAGUUGAUGUGAAUGCUCCAGCUGUCCAGAGAGGUUAGGCUGCGUUUCAGGUUAUGUUGUUUUAGUUUUUAAUGAGCUAGGAGGGAGAUAGAGGGAGGGAGAUGAGGCUGAUGUAAAGAAUUUUGACACACAAGCUAACAACUGUCUGUACCAUAUAUAUCUGUACGUCUAAUGUAUUUUUGUAGUUAAUCACAAUCAAAUUGAGUUUAAUCCUUUGUACAAUGGAAAAUAUAGAGACAAAAAGGAAAGUUAUUGUAAUAAUUAAAAAAACCAUGAAGCUAAAGAUAAUCAAGCAUUUUUGUAUUGUAAUA
This is a messenger RNA of Theobroma umbraticum, 5320 nucleotides long. It is a transcript of the gene HAF01, whose product is annotated as HAC13 protein (HAC13). The record is from RefSeq and is a predicted model, not a curated record. Gene Ontology annotation, cellular component: transcription factor TFIID complex. NCBI's taxonomy places the organism in Eukaryota, Viridiplantae, Streptophyta, Magnoliopsida, Malvales, Malvaceae. Gene Ontology annotation, biological process: transcription by RNA polymerase II; RNA polymerase II preinitiation complex assembly. Gene Ontology annotation, molecular function: histone acetyltransferase activity; TBP-class protein binding; RNA polymerase II general transcription initiation factor activity.